GUUCAGAUAUUUCAUGAUAAGGCUAUAUCAUAUGAGAGAAAACGCAGCUCUGUUGCGAAUGGGCUUUUAUUCUAUUAAGUGCGCAGACUGUUUACACUCAUAGCCCAUCAUAACAUGCAUAACGGAUUCUGAUCGAAUUAUUUCUGUACACUAUCACCGCCGAGAUUGCACUCUCAGCAUGUCACUUGUUGUAUUGUUCAGGAGCCUUUUUUCUUUUUCUUCUUCUUUUUUUUUUUUUUGCCGCAAUGGUCGUUAACCUCCGAAUGACCCCGUGUGCAGCCCACGUCUCGGAAAGCGCCGCAGACACGCAGUGCAACUGUUGAACCAGAGGAUGGCGCACCACGACAAUCCAAAACACCCAAAGCCCCGGCUCAGAGUUUGCCCUAGCCACGAGCGCAGGGAAAGCGCGCACCCCUUAUAUCCCACCCAGUAUUUCCUGCGUGCACGAGUUUACCUCUGGAGGUCACCGAGCAGGAUUUACGACUGGUCAACAAAAGCACGUGAUUCUUCGCCAUACCCCAUAUUUGGGUGCCUACGUAAGAGAGAAUCAAGUCCAUGUCCCACUCAUUUCCAUAAUUCAUCAUAAAUUGUGCAAGGGUGCUAUAGGACGCGCUAAAGCAUAAGAGCCACAAAUCAAGAACACAGGUUAUGCUAUUUUACCUCUAAAAAUAACCAUCAAAAACAAGAGCAAUACCUACAACAAGCAAACGGUGGAACUGUCAACAAAUGAGCUCCUAUUUUGUGAACUCAUUCUGCGGUCGCUAUCCCAAUGGCGCGGACUUCCAGUUACAUAAUUAUGGAGACCACAGUACGGCAAACGAGCAAUAUAGAGACUCAACAGCCAUGCAUUCCAGCAGGUAUGGCUACGGCUACAACGGGAUGGACCUAACAGUCGGUCGGACCAGUACCGGACACUUUGUGGGAAGCGAGCGGACACCGGGCUACUCCCCGAGUCACUCAGCGGCGACAACACCCGCGGUGGAGCCUGUCAGGUACAACCAGUCCGCAAGCAGCACCGGGAACUCGUCUCUAUCGCCUCCACCUGACUCUCUACCGUGCUCCUCGGUCGCCAGCUCGUCCCCAGUGACCGAGACACAGUCUCAGCACAGAGCUGUGAAAAACUCCAUAACGACCCCGUGCUCAACCCCGUGCUCAAACUCGAACGGAGCCACGCUGCUGCUCAGCCGGGACUGUGUGUCCAAAGCUUCCCCUCUGGAGGAAGAGAAGCCCGCGGGAAGUGCACCGACAACUCCUCAAAAUGUAACCGACUCAACACAGCCUCAGAUAUACCCGUGGAUGAGAAAACUACACAUAAGUCACGAUUUGUCUGGGCCAGAGGGGAAGCGGGCCAGAACUGCAUACACUCGGUACCAGACCCUCGAGCUGGAGAAGGAGUUCCACUUCAACCGGUACCUGACCCGCAGGCGGAGGAUCGAGAUAGCCCAUGCCCUCUGCCUCUCAGAGAGACAGAUCAAAAUCUGGUUUCAGAACCGAAGGAUGAAGUGGAAGAAGGACAACAAACUAAAAAGCAUGAGCAUGGCGGCUGCAGGCGGAGGAGCCUAUAGGCCCUGAUUUUUACACCUUUUAAUCCUGAAAAAAGAGCACUUCAAAAUAAAAAAAGCAAAACAAAGAUUGUCAUAUCAACUUCUCCUCCUAUUCCAAAAAAGCGCAGAGACUUAGCGGGCUGUGUGAGAGAAGGGACAGAGGGGAGGGUCAGCCUAUCUAUAAACCUUCUGUAUGUCCAACAACAGUCCCUUGUAUUCCUUAAUAUAAUUUCAUUUUUAUCCCUACCGUGGUUAUGCUUAUGUGAGUAAAAUGCAUUAUGUACAGUUCUGUCUAGAUUUAGAAGAUGAAAAAAGAGACAUGAAAAUAAAUGUUUGCUUAAAUUAUUUCUUGUUCAGACGGGAAAAAAAACGUUAAAUAAAUAAAAGCUUGAAAUGCUACCCGCCUAGCGCAAAUAAAUCCAUAUUUUCUGUGUGAUGCACUCAACAAUAACAGCUUAAUAAGUAGAAGGUUGAGGUUGAGCUACAUUUGUGUUUGACCUUUCUUUUCUCUGUAUGUACUGUAUAUGUAUGUAUUUAUUUGUUUGGUGUAUUGUACCGAGUUGUCAGAUAACUUGCUUCCAAAAGUAGAACCAGCAGUAAAAGCCUUGUGUGGUUAUUGUAUGUGUUGUGAACACACGUGGACAAAGGUGCCGACUCACCCUUGUAUGUACAGUAGCUGUGCCUUGUAUCUUUUUUUUUUUUUUUUUUUUUUUUUUUUUUUUGCAGGAGCUGCUUUUAUUCUCUUUCUUUCCUUAUUAUUUUAUUAUUAUAUAUAUUUUUUUCUUUUUGCGUUCUUCACCUGGACGCAACAUCUGAGUAAAAGCGUGUUUUAGCUGUUUUUAGGGUCCCACCGUAAAUCUUAUCGCAAUGUGUAUUAUCUCCAUCGUGAUAAGGUUUUUUUUUCUUUCUUUUUUUUUUUUUGUAAAUGUUUUUCAGAAGACUGGAAGUCAAACUAUAGUAUGAUAAUAAUAAUGAUGUUCAUGAUGACGACGAUGAUGGCCAGAAUAAUAAACUUUGUACUGGAACGGCAA
This is a messenger RNA of Oreochromis niloticus (Nile tilapia), 2575 nucleotides long. It is a transcript of the gene hoxa5a, whose product is annotated as homeobox A5a. Lineage: Eukaryota; Metazoa; Chordata; Actinopteri; Cichliformes; Cichlidae. Gene Ontology annotation, biological process: anterior/posterior pattern specification; regulation of transcription by RNA polymerase II. Bases 727 to 1572 code for a protein of 281 amino acids. The record is from RefSeq and is a predicted model, not a curated record. Gene Ontology annotation, molecular function: RNA polymerase II cis-regulatory region sequence-specific DNA binding; DNA-binding transcription factor activity, RNA polymerase II-specific. The transcript has 2 exons. Gene Ontology annotation, cellular component: nucleus.